AUGCCCGCCAUGAGAAGAGUACUACUUCUUCGCGUUGUACUCGCAUGUAGACGCCUUUCAAGCGACGUUUCUCGACCAGCACAGGCCUGGAACGUGCUUUUCUUUGGUAGCGAUACGUUCAGCAACUUCUCAUUGCAAGCGCUCAACGAGCUGCGUGGAAGUGAUGGUAAUGGUUGCGUUGUUGACAAGAUUCAGGUCGUAACGAGGUCGCCCAAGUGGUGCGGCAGACAGAAAUCCGUUUUGAAAUACCCGCCGAUCUUUGACUUGACCACCAAGCUGCAAUUGCCACGCCCAAUCACAUGUGACACCAAGCAGGAAAUGUUGGCGCUAAGCAAACUGACCGCCAGCCGCCCAGGGGUUCCUGGGUCCGGCGGCCCGUUCAACGCGAUCAUUGCGGUUUCUUUCGGGAAGCUAAUCCCGGGAGACCUGAUCCGCGCAGUGCCGCUGGCGUUGAACGUACACCCUUCGCUACUGCCCAGGCACAAAGGUAGCGCGCCAAUCCAGCGAGCGCUGUUGGAGGGUGACUCCUUCACGGGCGUAACCAUACAGACUCUGCACCCGGAUCGGUUCGACCACGGCGCCGUAGUGGCGCAAACGCAACCGCUCUCCGUUGCAACGCUAUUGUCCGCAGGAAGGCUUACGGACUGUGGCUCUGAAAAUCUGCCCCGAAGAACGGCCAUACUGAUGGACCAGUUGGGCGCCAAAGGCGCCCAGAUGUUGAGUCAAACGCUGCGAGAGAGGCUAUACCUGCCGCAGAACCGUGUGCAAACGCCCACAGCUUACAAGGCCAGUUAUGCCCGCCGCAUAACAACUGAGGACAAGCGUAUUGACUGGACGCGCGAUUCUGCCGCCGAGCUACUUGACAAACUCGAAACGCUGGGUCCGCUGCACGCGUUCAAAGAGGCGACGACGGCGGCAAAAAAAGCAGCUCAAAAAACUGCGAUGAAACGAGUGCUGUUCCACGAGUGCAGCGUGUUGGAAAACACUGGGCUGCAUAACGAUGAACCGGGCGCGUUCGAAUACGAUAAGGAACACGACUGCAUCGUAGUGUGCUGCCGCGGCAGCACACUACUACGGGUGGCACGUCUCCAAUUCGAAGGCUUUUCCGUCGAACGUGCUGGCCAGUUCAUGGUGCGGCUGCGGAAGAGGUGCGGUACCCUGUGCGAGAAGCUAGCUUUUCUGUAA
This is a messenger RNA of Saccharomyces kudriavzevii IFO 1802, 1185 nucleotides long. It is a transcript of the gene FMT1, whose product is annotated as methionyl-tRNA formyltransferase. Gene Ontology annotation, molecular function: methionyl-tRNA formyltransferase activity. Bases 1 to 1185 code for a protein of 394 amino acids. The record is from RefSeq and is a predicted model, not a curated record. Gene Ontology annotation, cellular component: mitochondrion. The transcript has a single exon. NCBI's taxonomy places the organism in Eukaryota, Fungi, Ascomycota, Saccharomycetes, Saccharomycetales, Saccharomycetaceae. Gene Ontology annotation, biological process: conversion of methionyl-tRNA to N-formyl-methionyl-tRNA; biosynthetic process.